CCCCCGCGCCGGCCGCCUGAGCGCCGUCCCCUCCGCUCUCCCCCGACGGGCCGAGCGAGCGGGGGCCACCCAGCUUCUCCUCCCCCUCGCCCGGCCUCCCUCCGCCCCCUCCUCGGCCUUUGUGGGCCGCCCCCGCCCGCCGGCCUCUCCUCUUCCGCCUUCCCCGCGUCCAUGCACGAAGGCCGAAAAACGAAGAACAUGUUCCUGACGCGGGCGCUGGAGAAGAUUCUGGCCGACAAGGAGGUGAAGAAGGCGCAUCACUCCCAGCUGCGGAAAGCCUGCGAGGUGGCGUUAGAGGAGAUAAAAGCUGAAACCGAGAAACAAAGUCCCCCUCAUGGAGAAGCAAAAGCUGGUUCAAGCACUCUUCCACCAGUGAAAUCAAAGACAAAUUUUAUUGAAGCAGACAAGUACUUCCUACCAUUUGAGUUGGCUUGCCAGUCUAAAUGUCCGCGGAUUGUUAGUACAUCUCUAGAUUGUUUACAGAAACUUAUUGCCUAUGGACACUUAACUGGCAAUGCACCUGAUAGUACAGCUCCAGGUAAAAAAUUAAUUGAUAGAAUUAUUGAGACAAUAUGUGGCUGCUUCCAAGGCCCUCAGACAGACGAAGGAGUUCAGCUACAGAUAAUAAAGGCGUUACUCACUGCAGUAACAUCUCAACACAUAGAAAUUCAUGAAGGUACUGUGCUGCAAGCUGUAAGGACAUGUUACAAUAUCUAUUUAGCAAGCAAAAAUCUCAUCAAUCAAACCACAGCCAAAGCCACUCUGACUCAAAUGUUAAAUGUUAUAUUUGCACGUAUGGAAAAUCAAGCACUGCAGGAGGCUAAACAAAUGGAAAAAGAACGCCACCGACAGCAGCACCAUCUACUGCAGUCUCCAGUAAGCCAUCAUGAGCUUGAGUCGCCUCAGCUGAGACAUCUGCCACCUCAGACUAUCGAUCAUUUAGCUCAAGACCACGAAGGAGAACUUGACCACCAAACAAAUGAUGUGGAUAAGAAUCUUCAUGAUGAUACCGAACCAGAAAACGGAUAUGAUCUUUCCAGUGCUGAAAACGAACAGACUGAAGCUGAUCAGGCCACUGCAGCAGAAACACUUUCUAAAAAUGAUGUGGAGAUAUACGAUGAAGAAAACCAUGAAUGUGAAGAUAAGGCACAAGACAUUGUGCAGAUCGUUGUGCAAGAAAUGGUCAACGUAGUUGUUGGAGGUAUGGGAGAAGGGACUGCUGAAAGUGGAAAUGUGGAAUGUACUAUUGGAAUCUUAGAGGAUGGUAGCGACAAUGAAAAUAUUCAAGCAAAUGGAAUUCCAGGGACACCAAUUUCUGUUGCUUAUACACCAUCCUUACCUGAUGACAGAUUGUCUGUCUCUUCUAAUGACACUCAGGAAUCUGGAAAUUCUUCAGGACCUUCCCCUGGUGCUAAAUUCUCCCACAUUUUACAGAAGGAUGCCUUCCUAGUAUUCAGGUCAUUGUGUAAACUGUCAAUGAAGCCACUGUCUGAUGGACCACCAGAUCCAAAGUCUCAUGAGUUGCGAUCAAAGAUUCUUUCAUUGCAGUUACUUCUAUCCAUUCUGCAGAAUGCAGGACCUGUUUUUAGGACAAAUGAGAUGUUCAUUAAUGCUAUUAAGCAGUAUUUGUGUGUGGCCCUCUCAAAAAAUGGAGUUUCAUCCGUUCCAGAAGUUUUUGAGCUUUCACUUUCCAUAUUCCUAACUUUGCUGUCCAACUUCAAGACACAUUUAAAAAUGCAGAUUGAGGUAUUCUUCAAAGAAAUUUUUCUCUAUAUUUUGGAAACAUCUACCAGUUCGUUUGAUCAUAAAUGGAUGGUCAUUCAGACACUGACGAGGAUUUGUGCAGAUGCCCAGAGUGUAGUGGACAUUUAUGUGAACUAUGAUUGUGACCUGAAUGCAGCAAACAUAUUUGAAAGACUGGUUAAUGACCUUUCAAAAAUUGCGCAAGGACGGGGCAGCCAGGAACUUGGUAUGAGUCCUGUUCAGGAGUUAAGUCUGAGGAAAAAAGGCCUGGAAUGUUUGGUGUCCAUUUUGAAAUGUAUGGUUGAAUGGAGUAAGGAUCAGUAUGUAAAUCCCAACUCUCAGACAACACUUGGCCAAGAGAAACCCAUUGAACAAGAGAGCAAUGAUACCAAGCACCCUGAAACAAUAAACAGAUAUGGGAGCUUAAACUCACUGGACUCUACCACAUCAUCAGGAAUUGGCAGCUACAGUACUCAGAUGUCUGGCACUGACAAUCCAGAGCAAUUUGAGGUCCUAAAGCAACAAAAAGAAAUCAUAGAACAAGGGAUAGAUUUAUUCAAUAAGAAACCAAAGAGAGGAAUCCAGUACCUACAGGAACAAGGAAUGCUUGGCACCACUCCUGAUGAUAUUGCACAGUUCUUACAUCAGGAAGAACGAUUAGACUCUACUCAGGUGGGUGAAUUCCUGGGAGACAAUGAUAAGUUUAACAAAGAAGUCAUGUAUGCAUAUGUGGACCAACAUGACUUUUCAGGAAAGGAUUUUGUUUCAGCCCUACGCAUGUUUCUGGAAGGAUUCCGUCUCCCAGGAGAGGCUCAAAAAAUCGAUCGACUAAUGGAGAAAUUUGCUGCUAGAUACUUAGAGUGUAACCAAGGACAAACCCUGUUUGCUAGUGCAGACACUGCCUAUGUUUUGGCAUACUCAAUCAUCAUGUUAACCACAGACCUUCACAGCCCACAGGUAAAGAAUAAAAUGACAAAGGAACAGUAUAUUAAGAUGAAUAGAGGCAUUAAUGACAGUAAGGACCUUCCUGAAGAAUAUCUGUCAGCUAUCUAUAAUGAAAUAGCAGGAAAGAAGAUUUCAAUGAAAGAAACAAAAGAACUAACAAUACCUACAAAAUCAAGUAAACAGAAUGUAGCCAGUGAAAAACAGAGAAGACUUUUGUACAACUUGGAAAUGGAACAGAUGGCUAAGACGGCUAAAGCCCUCAUGGAGGCAGUAAGUCACGUUCAAGCACCUUUUACCAGUGCAACACAUCUGGAGCAUGUGAGACCUAUGUUUAAGUUGGCCUGGACUCCAUUUCUGGCUGCAUUCAGUGUGGGCCUGCAAGACUGUGAUGACACUGAAGUUGCAUCUCUUUGUUUGGAGGGCAUUCGAUGUGCAAUCCGGAUUGCCUGUAUUUUCAGCAUUCAGCUUGAAAGAGAUGCUUAUGUCCAGGCACUUGCAAGAUUUACUUUACUUACUGUGAGUUCUGGGAUUACUGAAAUGAAACAGAAGAAUAUCGACACAAUAAAAACCCUGAUUACCGUGGCUCAUACAGAUGGAAAUUAUUUAGGAAAUUCAUGGCAUGAGAUUCUGAAAUGCAUCAGUCAGCUGGAGCUAGCACAACUAAUAGGAACUGGGGUGAAACCAAGAUACAUUUCUGGAACUGUACGAGGGAGAGAAGGCUCUUUCACUGGAACAAAGGAUCAAGCUCCUGAUGAAUUUGUAGGUCUGGGACUAGUUGGAGGAAAUGUAGAUUGGAAGCAGAUAGCAAGUAUUCAGGAAUCCAUUGGAGAAACCAGUUCGCAGAGUGUUGUCGUUGCCGUUGAUAGAAUAUUUACUGGAUCAACGAGGCUGGAUGGAAAUGCUAUUGUGGAUUUUGUCCGUUGGCUUUGCGCAGUGUCUAUGGAUGAAUUGCUGUCCACCACACAUCCCCGAAUGUUUAGUCUUCAGAAGAUAGUUGAGAUCUCUUAUUACAACAUGGGUAGAAUAAGACUACAGUGGUCUAGAAUCUGGGAAGUCAUUGGAGAUCACUUCAAUAAGGUUGGCUGCAAUCCCAAUGAAGAUGUAGCGAUUUUUGCAGUAGAUUCCUUGAGGCAAUUAUCAAUGAAAUUCUUAGAGAAAGGGGAACUUGCUAAUUUCCGAUUUCAAAAGGAUUUCCUAAGGCCAUUUGAACACAUAAUGAAGCGGAACAGGUCUCCAACCAUUCGCGACAUGGUUGUACGAUGUAUAGCACAGAUGGUUAAUUCUCAAGCUGCUAAUAUUCGCUCAGGCUGGAAGAAUAUCUUCUCAGUGUUUCACCUGGCUGCAUCCGAUCAGGAUGAAAGUAUAGUGGAACUUGCAUUUCAAACGACAGGGCACAUUGUCACCAUUGUGUUUGAGAAGCACUUUCCAGCUACCAUUGAUUCUUUUCAGGAUGCAGUGAAAUGUCUGUCUGAAUUUGCAUGUAAUGCAGCAUUCCCAGAUACAAGUAUGGAAGCAAUUCGUCUGAUUCGCCACUGUGCAAAAUACGUAUCUGAUAGGCCACAGGCUUUCAAAGAAUAUACCAGUGAUGACAUGAAUGUAGCUCCUGAAGACAGGGUGUGGGUGAGAGGCUGGUUCCCAAUUCUCUUUGAGUUGUCGUGUAUCAUCAAUAGAUGCAAAUUAGAUGUAAGAACCAGGGGUUUGACUGUAAUGUUUGAAAUAAUGAAAACCUACGGCCACACGUAUGAAAAACAUUGGUGGCAGGAUUUGUUUAGGAUCGUGUUCAGAAUCUUCGACAACAUGAAACUGCCAGAACAGCAAACAGAGAAAGCCGAGUGGAUGACAACUACUUGCAAUCAUGCACUUUAUGCAAUCUGUGAUGUGUUCACCCAAUAUUUAGAAGUGCUUAGUGAUGUCCUUUUGGAUGAUAUAUUUGCCCAGUUGUACUGGUGUGUGCAGCAAGACAAUGAACAAUUGGCCCGAUCUGGUACUAACUGUUUAGAGAAUGUUGUGAUUCUAAAUGGGGAGAAAUUUACCCUAGAAAUUUGGGAUAAGACUUGCAGUUGCACUUUGGACAUCUUCAAAACCACAAUCCCCCACGCACUCUUAACUUGGCGGCCCACAGGAGAUGACUCCACCCCGGUCUCCCCAUCUUCGGAUACCGUAUCACAGAAAUCCGUGGAUAUACACGAUUCUAUUCAGCCAAGAUCUGCAGAUGAUAGACAGCAAAUGCAAUCCAGCAUUGUGCCCAUUAUGAACGAGGAGGUUGGCAAAACAAGACCUUCAGCAAAAAUGACGGAACAGAAAUUGUUUGCUGCCCUGUUGAUUAAAUGUGUCGUGCAACUGGAACUUAUUCAAACCAUUGACAACAUUGUGUUCUUCCCAGCAACUAGUAAAAAAGAAGAUGCAGAAAACCUAGCAGCAGCACAGCGAGAUGCAGUGGAAUUUGAUGUUCACGUAGACACGCAAGACCAAGGAAUGUAUCACUUUCUAACCUCACAACAACUUUUUAAACUGCUGGACUGCUUGUUAGAAUCCCAUAGAUUUGCUAAAGCUUUUAAUUCAAACAAUGAACAGAGGACAGCGCUGUGGAAGGCAGGCUUCAAAGGAAAAUCCAAACCCAACCUCCUGAAGCAGGAGACCAGCAGUCUGGCUUGUGGGCUACGCAUCCUUUUCCGAAUGUACAUGGAUGAGACCCGGACUAGCGCAUGGGACGAAGUCCAGCGCCGGCUGCUAGAUGUCUGCAGUGAAGCCCUGAGCUACUUCCUUACCCUUACUUCAGAAAGUCACCGGGAAGCCUGGACUAACUUACUACUUUUGUUCCUCACUAAAGUUCUAAAGAUAAGUGACAAGAGAUUCAAGGCUCAUGCAUCAUUCUACUACCCUCUCUUGUGUGAAAUUAUGCAAUUUGACCUGAUUCCUGAACUUCGAGCUGUUCUGCGGAGGUUUUUUCUGCGUAUUGGGGUCGUUUUUCAGAUAUCGCAACCGACAGAACAAGAGCUUGAAACAAACAAACAGUGACUGAAUGUUUCUUUUAGAAUUUUUACCCCUCAGCUUGUAAAAAGGACCCGUGGAGUUGAGGUUUUCCUGCCUGCUGCAGAACCGUUUUCUUUGUACGGCGGAGGAUGUCCAUGGGUCUGUGGUACACAUAGUUAAGAGUGUAAAUUCAGGCUUGCAACACUCCUGUCCCAUUCACGAUCCCCUGAUGCAUUAUCUCCACCGGAUUCUUGGUCUGGGCUCAUGUCAAGGCAUCGAGCCUGUUGUUGGCCCAGCUUUGGUCAGGGGGUGCUGCGCUUUUCUUUUUACUGUCUUUAGGCAGUGGGGGGGUGGAAGUGAGACUUACCCAAAGAACUCUAUAUGUAAUGGUGUGAACUUCUGCAAGAAGUACAACUCAGGAGAGCUGUAUUGUGAAGGAUAAAAUGUUUAUAAUGGGGGUGCGG
This is a messenger RNA of Ornithorhynchus anatinus (platypus), 6125 nucleotides long. RefSeq names its product ADP ribosylation factor guanine nucleotide exchange factor 1 (gene ARFGEF1). Gene Ontology annotation, molecular function: guanyl-nucleotide exchange factor activity. The coding region runs from base 172 to 5706 and encodes 1844 amino acids. The transcript has 39 exons. The record is from RefSeq and is a predicted model, not a curated record. NCBI's taxonomy places the organism in Eukaryota, Metazoa, Chordata, Mammalia, Monotremata, Ornithorhynchidae. Gene Ontology annotation, biological process: regulation of ARF protein signal transduction.